Messenger RNA from Eucalyptus grandis, 629 nucleotides. RefSeq names its product protein GAST1. The record is from RefSeq and is a predicted model, not a curated record. The transcript has 4 exons. The coding region runs from base 94 to 444 and encodes 116 amino acids. Lineage: Eukaryota; Viridiplantae; Streptophyta; Magnoliopsida; Myrtales; Myrtaceae.
UAUAAAUACACUCGUUCCCUUUCUCUAAUGUAUCAUCAUCCUUCUCUGUUUUCUGCUUCUACUUUCUCUCUGUACAAUCUCUAACCUGAAACGAUGGCCAAAGCACAAAGCAUCCUCCUCCUGUGCGUUGCACUGCUGCUUGUUCUAGCACAAGAAAAUGAGGUCUUUGGCUCCACGGAGUCGGUUCCAGAGUUUGACGUACAAGCAAGGAAAGGCAGCCAUCAGACGUAUGGUACCACUCAAGGCAGUCUUAAGCCACAAGAUUGCGGUCCAAGAUGCACGUCUAGAUGCUCGGCAACGUCAUACAAGAAGCCGUGCUUGUUCUUCUGCCAAAAAUGCUGUGCCAAAUGCUUGUGUGUUCCUGCUGGAACCUAUGGGAAUAAGCAAACUUGCCCUUGCUAUAACAACUGGAAGACCAAGAGAGGAGGCCCGAAAUGUCCCUGAACAUUACAUGUUCCUUCGAUUAUAUUCCUAACCAAUCAUUUUGGUAAUUCCUAGUAACCGGCCACGGCCACAAUUAGGAGGAAGAAGAAGAAGAAAGGCAGAGCUACAUUGCCUUUGUGCUCUUUAAUUCAUUCCAAGUUGUAUGUGCCCAAGUUUCUCAGAAGUACUACUGGUCUAUUUCUGCA